GACAUGGUCAAGAAUGAAGCCAAUCGCUUCAUAUACUCGAGAUUUCAUAUAUUUCUAUACCUAGUUUUGGCUCUGCUGAGCUUGCUGUCUUUAAUUUUGUCUCUCAAUGAGGUGUGCCCAUCACCGUCGCUUAUUGCUCUUGAAUAUGCUAUCAACUCGGCCAUGGUCAUUGAGGUCUUCAUUCGAGCGGUGGCGAAUGGACGAGCAUUUUUUCAUUCCUACUAUAAUGCUGUAGAUAUAAUUUUGCUAUUGCUUUGCAUUGUUACCUUGGUGCUAAUCACAACGGGCUGCUCCAACGCGCAACGAGACGAGGCUAUAAUUGAUACUAUUUUACUUACCCUCCGUAAUAUUGUACAAGUUUUUCGCUUUGCUGCUAUGAUCCAAAGAAACAAACGAACCAUGGAUAGCCGAACGACCAAGGUUGAUUUUACGGGUCUUCAACAACAGCCAUCAACCUCCUCUUUAGUACCUAGUCACUAUGGCAUAGAUUCGGAGGAUGAUGAUGGAGUUUUGGUGUGAAUAUGGUUUAACAAAUAAAAGAGCAAACCCACCCCCGCGUAC
This is a messenger RNA of Umbelopsis ramanniana AG, 561 nucleotides long. RefSeq lists its product as uncharacterized. The transcript has 3 exons. Bases 4 to 519 code for a protein of 171 amino acids. The record is from RefSeq and is a predicted model, not a curated record. Lineage: Eukaryota; Fungi; Mucoromycota; Umbelopsidomycetes; Umbelopsidales; Umbelopsidaceae.